AUGGCCAAUAUUGUCCAUACCCCAGCGCCCUCCUCCCGCCACAAGCGUUCAUUCGCAGACAUGGGCCCCGAUCUCGACCCCAAUGCCCCCCAGCCAAGCGGCAGCCAGCCCUCGUCCUCCCAGUCCUCCUCUCCCUCAAGGGAACACAGCAAGCGAGCUCGCAACAACGCCGAUUCGUACGCCACCGAGCUCGUCAACGACCUCACUGUCCCAGACAGCACCCUCUCAUCCUCCUCGUCCAGUGGCAGCCACACCACCUACCACUCCGCACACUCCUCAUUCUCCUCCCCAUCGCCUGAGAUUCAUCCCGCUGACCCAUCCCUUCACGAGCUCAAUCCCCUGGUCCCCGACCCCGCCCCACUUACAGGCGAAGCGCUCAGCAUCCCGGCCUCGUUUGCCGCUCAUCUGCCCUCUGCUCCUUUGCAGCCCACCCAGAGCACGUCGAGCCGAGAUGACCAGUUCCGCCUCUCCAUGGAGCGUCACGAUGCCUUUGACCGCGAGAUCUCGGCCUUGCGCCACUCUCCCGCCCGGGAACCGCCCAUAUGGUCUUCCUGGAGCGGACACGCCCCCCUCUCGCCUUCAGGUGCGUUCCGAGUCUCCUUCGCUCCAGGGGUUUUCUAUCAUCUCAACUAUGUCCGAAAGCUCGGUUUCGAGGAAACUCCGGACUACGGCUUCCUAAGAGAGCUGUUCGCCAAGGUGCUCAAGAACAACGGCGACAUCGAAGACAGCGUUUACGACUGGAACCUGCUGAAUGGUAAGGCUCAUUUCCGCCCCGCCUCCCGGAUGUACCCUGGAAGACCACCGCUGCUGCGACUGGCACAUACCCCGACCUCACGAUGUACUAUGCUACGGUACUACGACUGCGCACGCACCGCUACCGCCGCCGCCAUGGUCUACGACCACAACUACAACCAGCAGCAACAAGCAACCGCGCCUUCCGCCGACUUCCGGAGCCAGCUGGCCCAGCACGCGACCAACUACGGGAGCCAUGCUGUCGAUUACCCACCUGCCGUGGCCACGGGGUACGACGCUAUGCAACACGCCGGCUACAAGAGCUGCGACAACCAAGAGCACAUCCCGCGCGUGCAGUCCCCGAACCACACCUUCGCAGGCCCCAGUAACAUGACCCCGCGCGCCACCUCAUGGAGCACCUCUCCGCCGCAAGUUUGA
This is a messenger RNA of Epithele typhae, 1170 nucleotides long. RefSeq lists its product as uncharacterized. The transcript is spliced from 2 exons. Lineage: Eukaryota; Fungi; Basidiomycota; Agaricomycetes; Polyporales; Epitheliaceae. The record is from RefSeq and is a predicted model, not a curated record. The coding region runs from base 1 to 1170 and encodes 389 amino acids.